UCCAAAUUCCAGCUCAGUUCCGCGGAGCACCGAACAAGGCAGGCGGGCGGCAGGAGGGCGAGCAGAGCCAAGCCGGAAGCGGGGAAGCCUCCAAACCCCGGGCGAUUCGGCCGAAGCGCCCCCCGCGUCGCCGUCGCCCUCGUUCGCUUCGUCUCCCUUAGCUGGGAGCUCUUUUAUAUACCGGCGCCGCGCGGGGACGGGCUCCCUCCGUGCGCGGAGGCGGCGGCGGCGGGUUGCGAGGUUCUUGGGAGGAGGAAGCGGCCGGGGAGGAGAUGGAGUGGCUCGACGAGUACGAGAAGCUGGUGAUCCGGAUGAACACGCCGCGGGUGGUCAUCGACAAUGCGGUCUGCCCCACGGCCACGCUCGUGCAGGUGGACAGCGCGAGGAAGCGAGGGGUGCUGCUCGAGGCCGUGCAGGUGCUGGCCGACCUCGACCUGUCCAUCAACAAGGCCUACAUCUCCUCCGACGGGCGGUGGUUCAUGGACGUCUUCCACGUCACCGACCGCCUCGGCCGCAAGCUCACCGACGACAGCGUCAUCACCUACAUCGAGCAGUCGCUGGGGACGUGGAACGGGCCCGCGCGGCCGGCGGCUCUCGAGGGCCUGACGGCGCUGGAGCUCACGGGCGCGGACCGCACGGGGCUCCUCUCCGAGGUCUUCGCCGUGCUCGCCGACAUGGAGUGCAGCGUCGUGGAGGCCCGCGCGUGGACGCACCGCGGCCGCCUCGCCUGCGUCGUGUUCCUCCGCGGCGAGGACGCGGACGCCGGCCGGGUGGCGCGCAUCCUCGCCCGCCUCGGCCACCUCCUCCGCGGGGACGCGGGGGCGCCGGGAGCGGUGGCCGCGGUGCCCGCCGCGGGCGUCGCGCACGCCGACCGCCGCCUCCACCAGCUCAUGGCCGCGGACCGGGACCAGGACCGCGCGUUCCCGACGCCGGCCGUGUCCGUCGACAGCUGGGCGGAGCGCGGGUACUCCGUGGUCACCGUGCAGUGCCGCGACCGCCCCAAGCUGCUCUUCGACGUCGUGUGCACGCUGCACGACAUGGACUACGUCGUCUUCCACGGCACCGUCGAUACUACCGGCGAUCAGGCCCGCCAGGAGUUCUACAUCCGGCACGCCGACGGGAGCCCCAUCCGCUCCGAGGCCGAGAGGGAGAGGGUGUGCCAGUGCCUCCAAGCCGCCAUCGAACGGAGAUCACUCGAGGGCGUGAGACUUGAGCUGUGCACGCCGGACCGGCCAGGCCUCCUGUCCGACGUGACGCGAACGUUCCGGGAGAACGGGCUGCUCGUAGCUCAGGCGGAGGUGUCGACCAAGGGCGACCUGGCCUCCAACGUGUUCUACGUCACCGACGCCGCCGGCAACGCGGUGGACCAGUGCGACAUCGACGCCGUCAGGGAGAGGGUCGGCACGGACCGCCUUGUCGUGAGGGAGGAGCCCCGGCCGCAGCUCUACCAGAAGGCCGCGCCGGGCGAGCGGGACCACGGCGUCGGCGGCCUUGGGCUGGUCUACCUCGGCAACCUCGUCAAGAGGAACCUCUACAACCUCGGCCUCAUCAAGUCCUGCUCGUGAGGCGGCGAACACUGUCAAAAUCCAAGAACAGCACACGGUUCACUGGGGCCACUGCUUCUUUCUGCCGUCGAGGCCAUGCCAUUGCUGUACAUAGAAGAUUCCCAACGACAAAGUGAAGCUGCGAAAGAAGGGGUGGUGGUGUCUCUGAAUGCUCAAGCAGGGUGAAAAGCUCAGCUCAGCCAUGUCAGAUUCAGAGAACCAGAGGUUCAUCAGAUCCAGAAGCCGCGACCGACGCCACGCCAUUGGGAGGAGCAGGAUGAUGAUGGUAGAUGAUAGCAGUAGGAAUUUCUGUAGCCAUGUACAUAGACAAAUUCGUUGCUGUCCGUACUAGCAGUAGCGUGUAGCUGCAGUGAGUGUGCAUUCAUCGUGUCCCUGGGCGCAGGGGCCGGACCAUUUGUGAUCUGCAAUUCUGUACCUUCACCGCCGCUCCUGUCAAAAACAGCAUUCUUUGGGUUCGUUAAGCUUUGCCUCUUUUUGUC
This is a messenger RNA of Panicum hallii, 2044 nucleotides long. RefSeq names its product ACT domain-containing protein ACR8-like. Bases 273 to 1565 code for a protein of 430 amino acids. The transcript is spliced from 4 exons. The record is from RefSeq and is a predicted model, not a curated record. Lineage: Eukaryota; Viridiplantae; Streptophyta; Magnoliopsida; Poales; Poaceae.